Molecule: messenger RNA, 5910 nt
Organism: Lemur catta (Ring-tailed lemur)
Lineage: Eukaryota; Metazoa; Chordata; Mammalia; Primates; Lemuridae
Gene: SYNJ2BP
Product: synaptojanin 2 binding protein
Exons: 4
Coding region: 238-669 (143 amino acids)
Molecular function (GO): protein binding
Source: RefSeq, a predicted model, not a curated record
UUGGUAACUUGUUGCCUUCUCACCUGCUACUUCGCUUUGAGAACGGCGUGAGAAAGGACGACCCGCGGGCGGCGAAGACCACGACUCCCAGCGCUCCCCGCGCUCGACUUCCUCUUCCGGUCUGGAGGCUGCUGAAACCGAAAGUGCUGUGCUUUGGGCGCCGCGCCGAGAUUGAUUCACCUUCACCUGUGCGGAGCCCCAACGGACCCCAGCAGGAAGCCGGGCGACCAGUCAAAAAUGAACGGAGGAGUGGAUUAUACGGUCGCUGAGGAAGAGAUCAAUCUUACCAGAGGACCCUCGGGGCUGGGCUUCAACAUCGUCGGUGGGACAGAUCAACAGUAUGUCUCCAAUGACAGUGGCAUCUACGUCAGCCGCAUCAAAGAGAAUGGGGCUGCGGCCCUGGAUGGGCGGCUCCAGGAGGGUGAUAAGAUCCUCUCGGUAAAUGGCCAAGACCUAAAGAACCUGCUGCACCAGGAUGCUGUAGACCUCUUCCGUAAUGCAGGCUAUGCUGUGUCCCUGAGAGUGCAACACAGGUUACAGGUACAGAAUGGACCUAUAGGACAUCGAGGUGAAGGGGACCCGAGUGGUAUUCCCAUAUUUAUGGUGCUGGUGCCAGUGUUUGCCCUCACCAUGGUAGCAGCCUGGGCCUUCAUGAGAUACCGGCAAUAACUGUGAAGAACUUGCUUUCUUUCAGUGUUCCCAAUGAAGAUACAUUUCUCUUCCCCUCCUCCCCUGCCAUUCUCCCAUAUCUUUUCCUCUCUGCGUAGCCAACACGUGAUUUAAAAUGACUGCUACCAACCCUGAACCUUGUUGUUCAAAAUCUUCAAAUCUUCAUAUUCUAAUGGAAAAGUAAAGGUAUAGUUUGAAGGAAAGCUGAAGAAAAAACUUGCCUAGAACAAAUGAGGAGUUAUAUAUUUUACUAGGACUUUCCAUAGAAAUUCAGCUACUACCCAAAGAGGGAAAGGUCCAGUCUUCCUGUUAACAUGGGUGAUACCUUUUUUCUUAGCUGACAUGCCUUAAAGGCCAGCUGUGUGAUAUUAGAGGAAGAGAGGAUUUUCCUUUUUAAUGAUCUUUCUUGGAAAGUUUUUAUGGCCUUUAUUUAAUUUCUAACUACAUACCUGGUGCCUAUAUCAGAGAAAGGAGAAUGAGAAGAGCAUUUUUACUUUUUUUAGAAAACAAAUACAUAUGUGCACAUACACAUACAUGAUGAUAGUAUAAUAGUGAUGCCUAUGGAGAAGUAAAGAGGUAAGAAAGCUACUCUGUAAAGAGAUACUUGUGGAGCAUGUAUAGUAGGAAUGAGGGAGCGAGCCUUAAAAGAGGAUGUUCAGUCUGGGUCAUUUAAAAAAUAAUAACUGAAGCGACUCAUUAAAAAUCUUAGAAAAACAGUAUUUCUUAUAAUAGCAAUGGUGAGGUAAGUUGCCAUAAUCCAGCUCUGCUCAUGUCAAUCUAUUCAAAAAACUUUGAGGGGUAAAGGUAAAUAUUACCAGUAUCAGGGCUAUGCUAGUGACUUUUUUGGUACCUCACAGUCCUGUUAAAGAAUUAGCUGGAACAAUUGUGGUCAGGGCUAUGGUGAUGGGGCCACUCUAACCCAGCGAGAAAAUUCAGAAAGAACAAAAGAUAGUACCUCCAAGGCAGCACCUGAACCCUCUCAGGCUGUCAACCAGUCUUUUUGGUUUCUAGUAACAGGCAAAGCUGAGAGAAGGAACUGCCUCCCUGGUAGGGUGGGCAUGAACUCAGCUCUGCUUCUGAUUUAGUUAAAAUGAGAGGGCCUGGAUUGGUAGUUGUUUUUUUUUUUUUUUUUUGAAGCUGCUAAACACUGGUUAUAUCUUUUAAUUAAUAAGUUGUUUUGCAUGAAAAGGGAGGAAAAAUGUUUUAUUUGCUUUAGGGGAGAGGGAAAUUUGGUGGGUGCUUCACAGGGCCUGGAAGGAGGAUAUGGAUGAAUGGAUACUAGGGAAUACCAGGGACAUUUGUGAGGCGGGAACCAUCUUGUUCAUGUUCAUUCAUUUAAGGUUGGUUUUAAGCACUAAGGAUAGCUGAACCAAGAGAAUUUUCUAGCUUUAAGAAAGUCAUUUCCGUUCUCCAAAUAUACUGGCCAUACUUAGGCCUUAUAUAAUUUUGACAGCAAGAUUAUGAGGACUUUCCCUCAGGCAAUGAAUUCUAUUCAAUUUUUAGCAUGGUUGCUCUGGUAACUAAACAAAUGUUGAUUGGACAUCAGCUUUGUCAAAACAUUUUACAAACAAGUAAAAUGCAUAUCAUCCAUCCCAAAGGGCUUUUCAGUUCCAAUCAGAAGAGAAUGCUUAAAAUGGAAUUAGCCACACAAGCAGGACAGUGUAAGUUGGUGUCAAGUUCAUAUUGUAGAAAGCAAAAGAGAAAAGUUCCUGAGAACUGGGGCGUUUGAGAAAGUUCCAUGGAGGAAGGAGACAAGUUAAGGACCCUUGAGAAGCUCAUAGUCUAGUUCAGAGAAUUCAUAAACAAGUAAAAAGUUAAUAAUUGGAAAUAAUAAUAAAAGAAAUGGUACCAUGCAGAAGACAAUGCAGCAACAAAGAAGAUACGCAGCCAACUAUCAUAUUUUUUUUAGAUAUUCAGAAAAAGAAAGCUGUCACAUAAUGGCAUCAGACUAGAUUGGAAAGAGAAGGCUUUUAAGACUAAAAGGUCCAGUAAGAUCAGGCUGCCUCUUAGUCAACUGUUGGUAUUGGGAGAAACUUGCUUUAAACAAUCCUGGCAUAACUUAUGCCUUUUAACCUGAACUGUUCAGUACCUUUGAGACUCACUCAGACAGCUGGACUCAUGGUAGGUUCCACGGAGAAACACUGACAGUAUUCCAGUUCUCAGUUCAACCAGCCACACUAAGGAGGCACAGCCUCUGGUGCCCGCUCUGUGGCUGAAGGUGCAGCUGCUUCCGUGGUGUGCAUGCUUACACCUCCCAGGAUUCUUCUCAGGAUUGGACAUUAACUCCUGAGAGGACUUUCAGACAUGCAAAGUGAAACAAAUGGCAAGCAGGAAAGAAAAGCUCUUUAGUUUUUUGUUUGUUAGUAUAUGUAAAUAAAAAAACACCUAUCCUAUCCCAUUGUUGGUAGAAGUUUUGCUUUGGUUGAUAAUAGGGACUCUGAUGCACUUUAAUAAUUUAGAUUGUCUCAGAAAUCAAGUAGCAUUUAAAGAUCAAUAUAUUAAAGUUUUAGGCAGGUACACUAAUUCUGAUUUUUACGGAAAACUAAAAUUAUCAUAGAUGAGGUAUUAGGAUCCAUUAUAGAUUGUCAAAAAAAUUCAUGUUCUUUAUAGAUUGAAUCUAAUAUUCCUGCCAUUUUAUAGAUUGUAAUAAUGUUCCUACUACCUAAUUAUUAUGUUCAAAGUUUUGAAAAUAGAACAAAGAUAUUUUGAAAACCCUAUACUUUAAAACAUUUCUCUAUAUUUUUUAUUCUGUAUUGUAUAUAAUUCCAAUAAGAUAUUGUUUGCUUUGUUUCGAUUUUCUUUUCCUGCAAAGUUUUAACUUCUGUGUUAUUGAUUUAACUUAAUUAAUUUUGCCAUCUAGCCAUGUAUAAUGGAGAAAAGAAGUUAAUAUUUGUUAUUGUGUUCUAUGUCAGGGACUGUACCAAACCUGAAUUGGUACACUAUUUGCUCAUGCCUCACAACUCUGAGAUUUAAGUAUUGUUAGAAAGAGACUAAAGAUGAGAGAAUAAAUUACUUCUUAGUAGAAUCAAGACUUAAACUCAGGACUUCUGGUGCCAGCAUCAAUGAUACUUCUUCACUGGUAGUGGUUCUCAAAGCAAGAUUUCUGGACAAAAGCAGCAGCAUUACUGGGAACUUGUUAGAAAAGCAAGUUCUUGAGCUUCAUCCCAGACCUACUGAAUCAGAAACUCUUAAGCGUGGCACCCAGAAAUCUGUGUUUUAAUAAUCCCUCCAAGUGACUCUCUUUCAUGCUAAAGUUUAAGAUUCACUGCUCUGUACCGAUAAUUAAUUGUCCCCUUUUCUCAGGUUAGAAUCACCCAGAGAGCUUGGAAAAGUCCUUAUGUCCAGGCUGCACCCCAGACCAAUUAAGUAGGGAUCUCUGGGAGUGAGACUGAGGCAGCAGUAAAAUAAAGUUCAUCAGGUAUUCCCAGUGUCCAGCCUUAGUUGAAAACAUUCUAUGGCAUUUAAACCUAGACACUAUUUAAAUCAUUAAGUUAUAGACAGACAUUGCUCCAGCCAAAAUGAAAAACUUCACUUGGGCCUUUCCAGAGCCCAGCUCUCUGAGCUUCUGUCCCAAGUAAGAAGUGGAACAUUCUUUCCCUCCUGAUUUGCUAAGUACUGAUCAACCUACAGCAAAAUGUAUGAUUAGUGAAAACUAUGAUCAGACUUACUCUGUUGUAGAGGUGAACUUUCUGUCUCAUAUUUAGAUCUUGAAUGUAUUUACCACAUAAACACAUACAAAACUAUCCUUUUUAUCUCAGUCCACUUUCAUCUUCUCUCUUUGGGCCUGAAUAAAGACCAGAAAACUGAUAGACAGCUAAAACGUAUUGUAAGCAUCAUUACUGGAAGAUUCCACAGAACAAUCUGAGAAAGACCUAAUAUCAAAUCCAAUCAGAUGAGUUCUGAGACUAAUUCUAAUAGUUUUAAACUAGGGACAUAUGUUUUUCGACAGUAAAUAAGCAAUUUUUAAAAUAUAUUUAAGGAAGUGAAGCAACAUACAGGACUAUAAGGCUGUCAAGUACAUGGGGAAGUAGAUAGAGUUCAUGUUGUUUCAUGUAGAGCCAAUAAAGAUUGUAUUCUAGUCAAUUUUAGUGGAAAUUUAUCUUUGGACAGAGGGUUUUUUCUCUUCCUUUAACAAAUAGCUAAAGAGUGCUUACUGUGUGCUAGGUGCUGAAGAUACAAAGAUAAAAUACAGUCACUCUAAACUGAAAUAACUCAGCAUAUUAGAGUGGGGGGAUAUUUAUGGGUGCUCUUGAUGUUAAAAGUAUUUUUCUAACAUUACCUAGAAGAUUGAGUUACGAAGCUCUCUGCCUUUUACCUAUAAUAGGUUUAGUUUGGUUGCUAUCCUGGGUUAAUCCCUUUUUACUGUUUCUAUUUUAAUUGUAAAUCUUUACAUCCAAAAGGGCAAUUAUGAUCAAAAGGAAGACAGUAUUUUAAGGAAUUCUCUGAUCAGAACCAGAUUCUUAACUGCUAUAGACUCUCAUGUGAUGUUGAUAUUUAUGUAUAGAAUACAAAGCACUUGAUCUGCUUACCUGAUGCACUUAAUGAUACUGUAUAAAAACAUAUAUCAUAAGAAAGCAUUGCUGCUUCUAAGGAAUCAAAUUAUAGCAAACACUAGGUCUUGUUUCUAAAAGUUUUCCACAAUGUUCAUGUUCUUUUUCUUUUCACAGGGGAAAAGGGAAGGGUAGAGGGCUGAAAUAUGUUUUCUAAAUGCAAGUCAAUUAUCAAGCAACUUUGCAUUUGCUGUAAUCAUUAAAUUUAUUGACUAAUCACAGGAAAAUGGGAUGAUCCUUCUUCCUAGUGUGCAGAUUUUCAAGUGGAGACACAGAAUUGAAUCCCAUUUUAAUCUUCUAUCUGCAAUGCUGAUUGCAUAUGAAAUUUCUACUGGAUACAUGUGCAUUUUACCUCCAGGCUAUGUUCUUCUAAAAUUAUUUUCCUUAUGAAACUUGUUUUGCUGCCUUUGUACUUGAUUCUAAUGUCACAUUACAUCCGUGGAUGUAAACAGCAGUCAGUUUCUCAGAUCUAAUAGAGCCCUAUGUAGAGCAACUUGGAAGACAUGUGGACAUAAAACACUAGGGAAUAUCACUACAGAUUAAAUAUGUUAAUGAGCCAUCAAAAUCUAUGAUGAUCUCUUUUAAGCUUUGCUAUUUGAUACCAGAUAACAGCAAAUGAAAUAAUAGAGUACCUAACUGUGCCUAGCCAGUGCCAGUAUUGGCAUUCAAUAAAAACCUGUUGAAUUUGUCA